GGGACCCCCUUCUCCCCAGGAGUAGGGUCUACGAGCAGUUCGUUUGGGCUCAUUGUCCCCCACCCCAGAUAUCACCCUGGAGAUCUUAAAGACUCUCGAGAAAAGCCACGUGGGGGGCUGGUUCCCCUGGGGCUUCCUCCCGUCCCCCGACUGCCUGAUCCUUUGGAGCGUCCCUGAUGUCUGCAAAGAUGUGGAUUUGGACGUCCUCGUGGAAGCCUUAAAGCCCGUGGGGACCUUUAAAAAGAUCGGCAAGGUGUUCCGCAAGGAGGAGGACUCCACGGUGGGCAUGCUGCAAAUUGGAGAGGACGUCGACUAUUUGCUCAUCCCCCGGGAGGUCAGGCUGGCAGGGGGCGUCUGGAGGGUCAUCUCCAAGCCCGCCACCAAGGAGGCGGAAUUUCGGGAGCGGCUGACCCAGUUUCUAGAAGAAGAGGGCCGCACCCUGGAGGACGUGGCCCGCAUCAUCGAAAAGAGCACCCCGCACCCGCCCCAGCCUCCCAAAAAGCCCAAGGAGCCCCGAACGAGGAGGAGGGUCCAGCAGAUGGUGACUCCUCCGCCCCGGUUAGUCGUCGGUACGUACGACAGCAGCAACGCUAGUGACAGCGAGUUCAGUGACUUCGAGACCUCCAGAGUCAAGGGCAAGAAAGGCUCGGGGCGCGGCAGGAAAGUGCGCAAAAUGCCUGUCAGUUACUUGGGCAGCAAAUUCCUCGGAAGCGACCUGGAGAGCGAAGAUGACGAGGAACUGGUCGAGGCCUUCCUCCGGCGCGGGGAGAAGAAGCCCAGCGCGCCGCCCGCGCGCCGCCGCGUCACCCUGCCAGUGCCCAUGUUUGAGGACAGCCCGGGACCCCAGCCCUCCAAGGCGGACAGGUGGCGAGAGUAUGUCAGCCAGGUGUCCUGGGGGAGGCUGAAGCGGAGAGUGAAGGGUUGGACACCAAGGUCUGGCCCCGGGGUGGGCGAGGCCCGGCAGGCCUCCACCGCAGGGCAGAGAGAGGGGGCCUCCUCGGUGCCAGGCGGCACCAGCCGGAGGGAAGAAGUGAGAAACGCAGGAGACGAGCCCGUGCCCGAGACCUCCCUCAGACGGUGGAGGCCCAAGAUCAACUGGGCCUCCUUCCGGCGCCACAGGAAGGAGGAGGCAGCAUCCGCAGUUCAGGGGGCAUACAUCCCUGCUGACCAGGGGGCAGAGGCUGCAGAUAAUCAGAGGGCAGAGGCCAUAGCUGACCAGAGGGCAGAGGCUGCAGAUAAUCAGAGGGCAGAGGCCAUAGCUGACCAGAGGGCAGAGGCUGCAGAUAAUCAGAGGGCAGAGGCUGCAGAUAAUCAGAGGGCAGAGGCUGCAGAUAAUCAGAGGGCAGAGGCUGCAGAUAAUCAGAGGGCAGAGGCUGCAGAUAAUCAGAGGGCAGAGGCCAUAGCUGACCAGAGAGCAGAGGCCAUAGCUAACCAGUGGGCAGAGGCUGCAGAUAAUCAAAGGGCAGGGGCCCCAGAUGACCAGGGGUCAGAGGCUGCAGAUAGUCAGAGGGCAGAAGCUAUAGCUGACCAGAGAGAAGGAGCCCCAGCUGUCCAGGAGGCAGAGGCCAUAGCUGACCAGGGAGGAGAAGCUGCAGAGAAUCAGAGGGCAGAGGCCCCGGCUGAGCAAAGGGCAGAGGCUGCACAUAGUCAGAGGGCAGUGAUCCCCGCUAUCCAGGAAGCUGAAGCUUCAGCUGCCCAGGGGGCCACAGGGGCAGCCCCAGGAUCUAGGGCCCGGAAACAGGUCAAGACAGUGAGGUUCCAGACCCCUGGGCGCUUUGCAUGGUUCCGCAAGCGCCGGAGAGCCUUCUGGCACACUCCCCGGUUGCCCACCCUGCCCAAGAGAGUCCCCAGGACAGGCGAGGGUAGGAGCCUCAGUGUGCUGAGGACUGAAGCCAGAGCGGAAGUGGAGCAGGGAGAGCAAGACGACCAGCUGUGAGGUGAAGGCCAGAGGCCUUGGAGCGCCUGCUGCCUCCUGCCGUUCAGGGCGCGCCCUCCCUCUCCACACGUGGAGGGAGGUGCUCUUUCUGCCUCCACACUUGAAAGUGGAGGCAGGGAGACGGACAGACAGCACCUCCCACAUCUCCAUCUCACAACCCUUUUUCUCUUCUUGUCAAAGUGUUACCUCUCAUGCAUUGACUCCUUAUGGCAACCCAAAGAAUGUAAGGAAAGAAAUUGAUACAGUGGUGUUGCAUCGCCCAGGGUUUUAACUUCCUCAAAUGCAACUCUAGGUGCUCAGCUUGAAAACAGGAGAGAGGCAGGGUUGGGGAGAAACUCCUUUCUUUUCCUGCUCCCUUUCGCCUGCACACUUAACAUUGCCUCCUUGAAUGUAAAAAGAGGGCUCAAUCAACAUGCAAAUAAACAUGCUCACAAACUGA
Molecule: messenger RNA, 2375 nt
Organism: Galeopterus variegatus (Sunda flying lemur)
Lineage: Eukaryota; Metazoa; Chordata; Mammalia; Dermoptera; Cynocephalidae
Product: coiled-coil domain-containing protein 8-like
Exons: 3
Coding region: 287-1936 (549 amino acids)
Biological process (GO): regulation of mitotic nuclear division; microtubule cytoskeleton organization
Cellular component (GO): 3M complex
Source: RefSeq, a predicted model, not a curated record